Molecule: messenger RNA, 6301 nt
Organism: Schistocerca piceifrons (Central American locust)
Lineage: Eukaryota; Metazoa; Arthropoda; Insecta; Orthoptera; Acrididae
Gene: LeuRS-m
Product: leucine--tRNA ligase, mitochondrial
Exons: 11
Coding region: 1047-3830 (927 amino acids)
Biological process (GO): leucyl-tRNA aminoacylation; mitochondrial translation
Cellular component (GO): mitochondrion
Molecular function (GO): aminoacyl-tRNA deacylase activity; ATP binding; leucine-tRNA ligase activity
Source: RefSeq, a predicted model, not a curated record
CCUCCAGUUGCUCUCUGGACAAUGCACCUUGCCUGCCUUUCUUCCUUUCCCCCCUUUCUCUUGGUUAUGUUGACAUUUGGUAGAUGUUGAUGUUUUCUUUGCAUGGCUUUUGCACACUAGGUCCUUCUUAGGUAUGUUGCUUUGUUGAAUUGCCUGCUCCAGGUAGGAUGGACUGAUUACCUUGUAGUUGGGUUCUUUUAGUUAUUAAACCAACCAAUAUCAUGACUCCUCAAGGGGGACCAAAAUAAUUUGUACCCUGAAGCCAGUGAAAGAUCAGGUACACAUUGCGGUGUAACCCUAAUUAUUUGUGUGGGUAGAAUCGUUAAAGAGGAUGCUCACCAGCCACUUAAAGGUGUCUUAUGCAAUUUAUGAAGCAUCUCACUCCUCUGGAGUGUAGUUUCAAGUGGUAGCAACCCACCACCAAUAGCCUGAUUCUCUUGAAAGGAACAGUAGCAAAGGCAUUGCUCUGCGCCUUAUUUAAAUAGUGUUUGAUUUUCUUCUAAAAGUAAAUUAUCAUGAAGAUUAUAUUCAAAAUAUUAAAAUGAUAUAUUUGAUAUGAAUGGGAGACAGAGUUGAGAACUUGCAGUUGUACAUUUGCUUAUUCUAUUUUACACUGUAUUUGUGUUUCAUGUUGCAGUAUUUGUGUUUUGUAAUCACAUUUAUCUCAAUUUGUUAGGUAAGGGCACUAAUAAUUGUAUUGUCUAGGGCUCUAAAUUAUCAUUCUCUAUGAUGAAAAGGCUUAUAUGUCAUCUGCUGAAGGUGUAUAACCUAACUGACUAAGUGAUUCUGUAGUUGCUUCCUCCCUGUAUUGCAGUGUGAGCUACUUCAGGUGAUUGAUAUCAAGUUAUAGUUAUUGUGUCCUUCAAACAAGAGCUGUUACACUUUUUCUCUGCAGUUAUCAUCAGUGUAGAGUCUGCCUCUCCCCCUCCCCGACAAAAUCUUCUCUCUUAUCAAAAUGAAUCAUUUAACGCCGAGGAAGCUGGAGGCUUGAUUAACAUAUUCCUAUAAUAGGACUGAGGUUGUCAUCCUGGUUUCUUUAGUAACAUAUGCAAGAAAACUGGGACCAUUUUUCCCUCCCUCCCUCGCUCAACGAGGGUGGUGGUGGUUUAUUUCUCCCCCUAGGAGAGGGGGAAGAGAGAGAGUUGUGUUUGCACAGAUACAGGUGUAUGUGUUCUAAUUUGGGAGAAGACAUUUGGCCAAGAGCUUACUUUUCUAACAGUCUUUCUGUGACUCAAUAUCUCUGCUAUAUGAAUGAAGACCUCAGCAUUGACAUAAAACAUAGCAUUGAGGAAUACUGGAAGGAUAAAUUGAAGAACCCUGUAUUUGAUGAAAAUAGUGAUAAACCAAAAUGUUAUGUACUUUCUAUGAUACCAUAUCCUUCUGGAAAAUUACAUAUGGGCCAUGUGCGUGUCUAUGCAAUAAGUGAUGCAAUGGCACGGUUUCACAUGAUGAAUGGAAAAAAUGUAAUGCAUCCAAUGGGGUGGGAUGCCUUUGGACUUCCUGCAGAAAAUGCUGCCAUAGAGCAUAAAGUGGAGCCUCACCAAUGGACUGAGAGUAACAUUUCUCACAUGAAAACCCAAUUGCAGAAACUUGGUUGCAGUUUUGACUGGAAAAGAGAGCUGGCAACUUGUGACCCUAAAUAUUACCAAUGGACACAAUACAUUUUUCUAAAAUUGUAUGAAGCUGGCCUAGUCUAUCAAAAGGAGUCCAUGGUGAACUGGGAUCCAGUGGAUGAAACAGUUUUGGCUGAUGAACAAGUUGAUGUUAAUGGCUGUUCGUGGAGAUCUGGAGCAAAAGUGGAGAAAAAACUUCUUAAACAAUGGUUCAUUAAAACAACACAGUUUUCAAAAUCCCUACUUGAUGGUCUUGAUGACCCUUGUCUGAAGAACUGGCGUGAUGUUAUUGACUUACAGAGACACUGGAUUGGUGAAUGUAAUGGAACCACAUUACAGUUUGAAUUAGUUGAUGUGCCUGAUGCCAACACCGAUAAUAAUUCCAAACGAACUCUAACUGUGUGGACUGAAACCCCGGAGUUCAUUUUUGGUGCAUCAUUUAUUGCUGUUUCCCCAAACAGUGUUCUGGACCAACUAUAUGGAAGAUGUGAGCAGAAUAUUUGUUCAAAAGGCUUUGUGAAACUUCCAAUAUUUGCCAAAAAUCCAUUUACUGCUCAGUUGCUUCCAGUAUUUGUGACUGACCAGGUGGAGUUCAGCGAAGGCACGGACACUCACCUGGGCAUACCAGGAAUUUCUGACUCUGAUAAAGACUUUGCCCUUUCUGCCAAUAUUCCAAUAUUUAGCAUUCCUGAGGAAGAAUGUAGUACUCCCGAGUUUUCAAGUAGUAACAGUUCUGUACGAGAACAGAUCUGCCACAUUGCCAGGCAACGAGGCAUUGGUGGAUACCCGACAAGUUCAAAACUUCACGAUUGGCUGAUAUCUAGACAGCGAUACUGGGGCACGCCUAUACCAAUGGUACAUUGUUCUAACUGCAAAGGGCCCCAGCCAGUUCCAGUUGCCGAACUGCCUGUUGUAUUACCACAACUGCGAGGGAAAGAGAGAUUGUCAAUGAAGGAAGCAACUGCUUGGCUACACACGAAAUGUCCCAGGUGCAAAGGCAAUGCAGUUAGAGAAACAGACACAAUGGAUACAUUUGUAGACUCAGCAUGGUAUUUUCUCAGAUUUCUCGAUCCAUAUAAUAAAGAUGUACCAUUCAACCCUGAAAAAGUAGACGGCAUGAUGCCUGUUGACAUAUAUGUUGGAGGCAAAGAACAUGCUACACUACACUUGUAUUAUGCUCGAUUUAUGAAUCAUUUCUUGCAUUCUAUAAAACUUGUACCACACAAGGAGCCAUUUGCAAGACUCAUUGUGCAAGGUAUGGUGAUGGGGCGAAGUUACAGAGUGAAAGCAACAGGAAAAUACAUUCCAGAAUCAGAAGUGGACUUAUCCGGGAAGAAGCCUAAAGAGAAGAAAACUGGAGAACCUGUCAUUGUUGCAUGGGAGAAAAUGAGCAAGUCAAAACAUAAUGGAGUUGAUCCAGAAGCUGUAUUCAAAGAGUAUGGAGUUGAUACAGCUCGCCUUUUGAUAUUAGGAAGUGUUGCACCUACUUCCCAUAGAAACUGGUCUCCUGAAACCUUUCCUGGCAUACUGAAAUGGCAGCAUCGCCUCUGGCUUACAAUAAGAACAUUUAUAGAGGUUCGUUCCUCUCUCAGCAUGGAACAAAAGCCUACAGAUCCUGCAAAACUCGAAGAGCAUGAAGCAAGGCUGUUAGAUGCCCGAAACUAUUACCUGAAGAGUAUAACAUUCAACUAUAAUGAAACUUAUCAGCUGAGUGUGGCUAUUUCCAAAAUGCAAGGUCUCACAAAUAGUUUACGACAAACACCAAAGGAAAUCAUUGCAACCAGCCAGCAGUUUGAGAGGGCUCUUGCCACUCUUAUUGUAGUACUUGCUCCAAUGGCACCACAUUUUGCAUCUGAAUUGUGGGCUGGAUUUUUAGCAGCACCUCACAGGAUUGACACCGCCUCGAGUGAAAUUCUCUGGGAUGCCCCAGUUCACCAGCAGAAGUGGCCUGAUGUUGAUCAACAGUAUAUUUUGGACCUUCUUUGCAAGGUAAAUGGUGCCGAUAAUGCUACAGUCCGUAUGCCUCGCUAUGAGAUGGACAACAUAACGCAUGAUGAGGCUUUGGAGUUAGCAUUAACACAGACAAAAGUGCAAGAAAUGUUAUCAGGAUUCAAGAUUAUAAACACACAGUUCACACUUUAUCCAGGCUACAAAGCUAUUAUCAACAUUAUAACUGAACGAUCUGUGAACAGCAUGAAACAACAUCAAGAAGUGUGAAAACACUACUAUCAUUUCAUUAGCCUGUCUUUGUGAAACUGAUACAUGAUAUUUCUGUGGUGCUCUGUUGGCACAUUAUGCUUAUACAUAAAUGAUGCAGAAACAAGUCUCAAAUACAGAUUUUCUAUAUGCUUUUACAAAUUUGAAUAAUUUAGUAGCUUUUAUCAUGCAAAAUAUUGACGAGAAAUAAUUAAAGUAACAACUUUAUUUUUGAAAUGGUUGCCUGUGAAGGUUUCUUUCUGAUAGAAAAAUGCCUUAGCUUAUAAUAAGUAAUUUAACUAUGGGAUUAAGCAAUAAGUUGCAUUAGUGAAAGAAGUAUCUGUCAUAGAAGUGCUGAGUGUUUGAAAGUUUUUAAGCCUGAUUAAUAGUUCCAGAUGUCCAGAUGGAUUCAAGAUUACAUUCUGCUGUACAAAUAUGAACAAAUGACUAAUCUUUUUCAUCAGGUACUGCAAGUCAUUACUUUAGAUGUUGCCGCUGCCUGAACUCGUAUUAUUCAGUCCAUUUGCAGUCUAGACAACACACCUGUUUAAGAGAAUUUUUUGCAUCAAUUGACAGAAAGAUAAAUUGUUGAAAGUACUGCAUAAGAAUGGAUCUGUCAAACCACCUAGAUGGUCGAGAAAUCUCUCUUUCACUUAUGGUAAGGAAAUACAAUUUUUUUGAGAUCACUAAAAGUCAUUCACACUGCUCAAAUGAAGUCUUGGGGCUGUAGCUGUGAUAUACACCAUAACAUUUCUCAAAUAUGGUUCUUAUUUGCUAUUGUGCCACCUUUAUUGGUCACAAAUAUCGUGUUUAUAUUUGACAUUAUUUGAGGAUACAGUUUCUGUGUCAAAAUUAUAUUUCACAUAAGAAAAUUAUAAAAUUCCAAAGAAAGAGAAUGGCCGACCAGUACUUACCUUCGGGAAAUGUAAUUCCAGUUACUGCUUAUAGACUAUUGUAACUGUUAGUUCCUUUGUCAGAGAGGAAAGGGACACAGACUGGGGAUGGCUGUAAAGGAAGGCAAGUCAUUCAAAUCCUCAGGUUCAAGAGACCUACAUGUUGCUAGGACAAGGUGAAGACAGGUGUGUCAGAGAACUCAGUUGGUACAUUGGUAUGCAUUAUGCCAUCUUCAGACCAGAGAUGAUAGUAGGACAUAGUAAGAAGCAAAUAUUUAUUAAGAUGAAGAGAAAUGAGAAUUGGAAUGAAUAGUACAAUUAAAAACUAGGAGGAAAGGAAAACCAAAAACAAAGAGAGAAAGAAGGAAAGAUAUAAUGAAAUUCUACCAGGACUUCUACUUUCUCAAGUCAAGUUCUGAAAUAAGAUCAUCUCUCCCUUAUAGCCUUCCCACACCAUCAUCCUACCCUCUGUAACAUUCUUAUAAAACCAUAUGACGUAACCAGUCCACUAUCCCUUCACAAAGGUUCCAUCCCUUGCAGUAGUUUUACAACCAAAACAUGUCCCAUGGACUUGUACCACUUCCACCACCUGCACCGUUGGUAAACCCAACAUCAUCAAAGGCAGAACAACAUGUGAAGCCACAUGUAUUAUUUUUAAGUAACGUGUUCACUGUGUGGUGUGGUGAUUUUGCCACAAGAGCUUGCAGGUUACUUUGCUGAACUCCUAGAAGUAGCCUGAAACUUGAUACUUGUAACUUACAUUCCCUUGUCCACAUUUCAGCUCGCCUAGACUGAAAAAUGAAGUCAUGAUGUCUACUUUGAAAAGCAGUAAAGCAAUGACUGAUAAUUUAAAAGGUCACUGGUUUCAAAAGUAUCAUAUAUUUUAAAAUAAACUGCUUCACAUGCACUGAAAUAUUUUGUAAAACAAAUCAAUUUUUACUACCCUAAUCAGCACUUGGCAUGGUUCAGAGCCUAAAUCUCAUCAACAUUCUAUUUCAUAUUACUCCCUGUUCUGAAACAAAUAAUUCAAAGUACUAUGUAUCACUCCCCUAACAGUGUUAAAUUUUUACUCUGCUUGCCACUUGGAUUUUUAAUGUGACAGACAAUAUACAAACCACGUUAGAUUGAAAUGAAAGAGGCUUUACAAAUAUUGCAAUUCAUGUGAAAGUUCGCUCCUCCCAGUUGUAUAAUGAGCAAUCCUAUAGGUUUUUGGCAUCACUCAAAGUGUUUGUAUACAGCUAUCUGAUGUCUCUUGUUCCCAGUUACAGAUUAUAUCACAAUGCAUUUUGUCACAGAGUACAGCACAAACAAUGUGGCGAAAGAUUUGAACAAAUGAAUCAUAAUAAAGCUUUGAGAUUCCUUAAAUACCAUUGGUAUUACUUGGACCUGACCGCUAAAGGGAAUACUUGCCUGUAAAAUGUUAGUGCAUCUAAUUUGGUGCUCAAAGAGCAUAUUAUAGUAUUAAUAACUUCUUCUAUUGUGACUAUAUCCCCUAUGUAAUUUAAUUCUUUUGUAAAUAUAUGUUAGGUCAUCAUCUCAUGUCUAAUCAAUUAUGACUGUUAUGACUUUUCCCAUGUAAUCUCGAGUGGGUGCUAGCCU